This is a messenger RNA of Cyclocybe aegerita, 2025 nucleotides long. The record is from the annotation of a GenBank genome assembly. NCBI's taxonomy places the organism in Eukaryota, Fungi, Basidiomycota, Agaricomycetes, Agaricales, Hemipholiotaceae.
AUGCCGUCUUCCAGCAUACUCAAUAGCAUAUUGAACGAUCACGACAUACUCGGAAAGAAUUUCAGAGGACUCCUCGAAUAUAACUACAGCCCCUCACAGUGGGGUCAAGAUGAGGAUGGCCUGCAUGAAGGGAUUCUUCCGCGACCGCCAUUGAACUUUUAUGACCUCCACGUCGAUUCACGUUUGAUACUGAAAGCAGUGAAAAAAGUGGAAUUUCCUCUCAAUCAAUACCUCAUGGACUUUUUCGGGGAAGAAGUUCGAAUUUUCCGAAAACGGGGACAUCACUUUCCUGCUCCCGAAAGCCUUGCCUUACCCAAAUUUGAGAAACUCUAUUCUAUUCUACCACGGGAGGUUUGGGGCUAUUACAGGAUUCACAUUCGGCCAGUGGCAAGCGGGUUCGCGUCAAACAUGUACUUCUGCCCCCAACACCCUAAAUGGUCUGGCAGCCUAUUUUGCUUUGACGUACCUGGCAAUGACCGCAACCCAGGCUUCUGUCAAGAGGUUGGCCUUACCGUGUCUCCGCUCGAUGAAGUACUCACUGGGGAUGGGAUAUCCAUCUCCGAACACCUCCUCGACGUCCUGCAACCUCUGAGCAAAGCCAGAGCUCAUUUCGCCAUCUGGGAAGUGUUCUCCUUGACGAGAGCCGCGAAGGCGUUGUUAGGAGCGCUUGGACUACUGCAUCAAUUUCCAUGGAUGAACACAGGCACGCAAGGCCACUCGAUUCUCCUACCUUUCCAGACGCCGCCGCCGGAUGCCAGGAUCGGUAUAGCCGCCCAGCUUGCCACCACAGAGUCUGUUACCCCCAUAGAACCUUCGACAACGAGCAAAGAACAGCUGACAAAUAAAGUCAUUCAGACGGCGCCACGAGUGGGUACGCGGCGUUCGGGUCGUAAAACUUAUACGCCCAGUCCCGAGCAACAUAUGCAGCGCGCAUGGACACGGGCGGCUGAGACAGACUCGACGUUCAUCGUCUUCCACUGUGGCAGAUAUGAAAGGAUUGGUAUCCGCCAUCGAGGAACUCAAACUCUCUACCUUAGCGAGCUCAUCGACACCGUGCUGUGCUCUGAUCCUACGUACAGGUCUUUACAGGUCGCUCUUCUUCUUGCCAUCGUCAAAGAUAUGCUAGACCGGCGUGAUGCACUCGAUUGUGAGGAAGGCGACGAGGCUUCGGCAAGGGCGAAGAAACGUCGAAGGGAAGUCGAACCUGAAGAUGGCGUACAGCUGAAACGACAGAAGCUCAGUCCUGACGUGGGUCUGGGAUGCGACCCUGGCUCGACGAGUGCCCUCACCCUUGAAGACCUAGAGCAAGAACUCGAACCCCGCAUAUUAGCCGUUGUUUAUCUCAAUUACAGCUGUUACCGCUCCCCUACGCCUUCGUCGUUCCACCGAGUGGCACCAGCAUGUACUUCCGACCUCCUACAACAAACCCACAAAAAGCAACAGCGAAAAUUUUCACCUUUUCAAUACUUCACUCUUUUGCUGGGCAAACCUCUCGCAGAAGGUGCAAUCGGAGUUGGUCACCCGGCGCAAGCCCUUUUCAUGUCAAGCUCCGGCUCCACGAGGCGCUUCGAGAAUCUAGUCCUCAAGCUAGCUUUCGGGAAAGACGAGCAGGAGAAACUUUGGCAUGAAUACAAAGUCUACCAGCAUAUGUGGCAGAACAAGGAAAUGAAAGGCAUCGUCCGAGUUUUUGGGCUGUUCCAGGAUGCAGAAACUGGCACCCUCGCCCUUAUGAUGGAACAUGGAGGGAUUUCGGCCACCAUGCGCGAAGCAGCGCGUACCGGUCAGAUCAGUGUGCUACACCUAACAACAGAAGAACGUGACUCGCUAGUGUCGGCCCUAACGAGUAUCCACGACGCAGGUGUCGUUCACGGGGAUUUUAGGACUGACAACAUUGUCAUUGACAAUUCCAACCAGUUCAGGAUCAUCGAUUUCGACCGUGCCAUUUUCGAAGACCCCAAGACCAGUGGGAGAAUGGUCUUCGAGAUGGAUGAACUCAACGAACUUGUUGAAGUGGACGAUAGCUGA